GCCAAGUAAUGCUGUCAUGCCGUGAAUGCGCAGCAUCAAUAAAGCUUUGAAGGCACGAGGCGACACAUCUUCAGAACGAGGCUGACGACUUGGAAACUACCCUCUCUAUCGCACACUAUCCGAUUGAAUCCAGAAAUACCACAAAUAUGAGCUCGUCCUUAGGUCUUCCCCAGUCAGACGAAUUUGGCGACCCAACGCCAUCUGGUCUCACUCCAAACACGCGUUCGGAAGCCGAGACAAUCUUCUUCCAGAAUGCGACCAAGCAGACCGAAUCGGCAGCGCCAGAUUCAUCGAUCGCUACCGAUGAAGCCCGCGCGGCAUACCGCCGACCUGGUGUAGUCCGCACCAGCUCCGCCAACUACGAGAGGGCCCUGAAGAUGGCAGGCGCACAGAGCUCUGCUUCAUCGGACCUUGCGACACAAACAGAGUUGCCCGAGAACAUCACUGGUAGCACGCAAGUUGCGUCGCCAACGCAGUCAUCCCCGUUUCCCGCACCGGGACAAGGCGUAGUUCCCGACUACAGCGCAGUCGGUCUCGCUCGAGGUGACUCUCUUAAAAAGUCCCGAUCACGGGGUCUUAGUCUCGGCGCUCUUGCCCAGCAGCAAACCUGGAAUGAGCAAGAGCAUAAGAGGUUGUACAAUGCGGAUCUCAUGACUGAGGUCAGAGGCAACCAAGGCUACGAUUCGGUUGCUGAGAACAAGUCCUAGUCAUAGGGGCUACUUCCUCGCAUAUAUGCCUUGUCAACAUUCCUUUGUGGCGUCAUGUUCCUGUCAGUUUGGGUCCAUCUUUCUGUGUUGCUCUCAGGUCCUUAAGUCUUCAUGUGUAUGGCGUUGGGCGCCACUCAGGGCCGUAUAACAAAAGCUGCAGGACGGCAUCGGCACGUGUCUGAAGAUUUACUCUACUUUGUAAACCAUAAGCCAUCCCAUCGCCAUGACUUCAUCGGUGC
Molecule: messenger RNA, 946 nt
Organism: Didymella exigua CBS 183.55
Lineage: Eukaryota; Fungi; Ascomycota; Dothideomycetes; Pleosporales; Didymellaceae
Exons: 2
Coding region: 147-707 (186 amino acids)
Source: RefSeq, a predicted model, not a curated record